This is a messenger RNA of Procambarus clarkii (red swamp crayfish), 670 nucleotides long. RefSeq lists its product as uncharacterized. The record is from RefSeq and is a predicted model, not a curated record. Lineage: Eukaryota; Metazoa; Arthropoda; Malacostraca; Decapoda; Cambaridae.
GAUAUGCAACAGUUGGCUCCCUGACGCUGAACUGUAGCCACCAUGAACUGUCUGCGAGCUCUUACGCUGAUGGUGGUGGUGAUGGCCGCGGUGUGCGGGGCCAUGGCCGACCCUGACCCUGAGGCAGGAGGCGGCUAUGGUGGUGGACACGGUGGAAGAGGAUUUGGUGGUGGAGGAUUCAGUGGCGGCGGACUCGGUGGAUUCGGUGGCGGCGGACUCGGUGGAUUCGGUGGCGGCGGACUCGGUGGACAUGGUGGCGGCGGAUUCGGUGGUAGAGGAUUCAGUGGUGGCGGAUUCAGAGGUGGUAAAGGUGGCGGUUUUGGUGGUGGGUUUGGCGGUGGAGGAUUUGGUGGCGGUGGCUUUGGCGGAGGCGGCUUUGGCGGUGGCCAUCGUGGUGGCGGCUUUGGCGGUGGCCAUCGUGGUGGCGGCUUUGGCGGUGGCCAUCGUGGUGGCGGCUAUGGCGGUGGCCAUCAUGGUGGCGGCUAUGGCAAGUAGAGGGCAACAGACUGGAGGGCGGCUGGAGGGACCCGUGAACGACACCCGCCCGUGAGAACGACCAUCACUGACGACACACCAUUCAACAUUAUUAACACCGAAACAUCUCCAACACACGACUUUCCGAAACAACUGAUCAUAAAGAAAAUGAACAAUAAAAAACACAAAAACAUCA